GGAAUCUUCCUCGCAAACCGUACCCGCAUGGCUUUCAUCUUCUACUAAGAUGGAUGUCGCUGUGAUCGGCCUAGGUAAGUGGGCCACGCUUUCCCCCGACUGUAAAAGACCGAUUGACAUAUUAUUCGCUGUAGGAGCCUUCGGGCUUGUGGCACUUAAGAACCUGAGAGAGGAGGGGUUUAAUGCGACCGGGUUCGAUAGGAAUUCGUAUCUGGGCGGGCUCUGGCAGUUCACAGAGGAAGAUCAAACAUCCGUCCUGGAAUCCACAAUUGUGAAUAUCUCGAAAGAGAGGGGCUGCUUCACGGAUUUUUCGUUUCCAAAAGAGACCAGCUCUCAUGCCACUGCGGCAGACGUCCAAAAGUACCUCGCCGAUUAUGCGGCUCAUUAUGAGCUCCUGCCUCACGUCCACCUCGGCGUGAACGUGUUGAGCGUAACCAGAGAUGACCAAAACAAGAAAUGGGUGUUGAGCAUCGCCGGGCCCAACGGUGCGAACAGACUUGUCUCGUUCGACAAAGUAAUCGUGGCCUCUGGGACCAACCAUAGUCCCGUGAUACCCAUUCUGAAAGGCCAAGAGUUGUACAAAGGGCAAAUCCUGCACUCUAAGGGUUUCAAAAGGCCUUCUGAUUACAAGGACAGGAGAGUGAUGGUCGUUGGUAUAGGCAAUUCCGCAGCAGACACCGCCACGUCUCUGGUAUCAAUUGCGAAGAAAAUUUUCCUCUCUCACCGACACGGCGCGUACAUGAUGCCGAGAUCCCAGCCCAACGGAGAGCCGCUCGACCAUUUCCUUACGUACAGGAAAACCAAGAUGUCGAUGACCAUGCAGAGAUACCUCCCGCGACAGUGGGAAGCCGUGAGUAAUAAAAUGCUGGGCAAGAUGCAGAACGCAUCUUUUCAGCUGAGGCCCGAAUGGCACAUCAAUCCUGCACCAUCCAUCGUUCAUAACGUGCCGACGGUGACGGAUACCUUGAUCCCAGCGCUGGAGAAAGGAGAGAUCGAAUCUGUCGAGAUGGCGAAAGAGAUCACCGGCGAUUUUACCGUGGAGCUGGCAGACGGCAAGGUUGUCGAAGUCGACACCAUCAUAUGGUGCACCGGGUAUCAUGUCGACUACAGCAUCGUUGGUGACUUUGAUCCUACCCUCGAAACCUGCCACACGGAUGUCUCAGACGAAGCUUUAAAAACGGUGCCACCCCAACCUGCAAAAGAUCCUGCAUCCAAACCAAAGCACUUUGUACCACGGGUUCCCCGACUAUACCAAAAUCUCCUGUCCCUCACUCAUCCGGACUCUCUGGCUUUCCUCGGCACCGCGGCGAUUCCGUCUGCCGCGUUCCAAAUUUACGACCUCGCCACGAUGGCUAUUGCGCAAUUAUGGAAACCCGAUGACUCUUCGCCCUCGCUGCCUUCGCGCCUUGAAAUGAUCACUUGGGUUCGGAACCACCUCAACUGGGCCAACGCAAUCUUGGCCCGCGGCGCCUUCAACACUCGGAUGGUCUACGCACCGGACUGGAGCGACUGGCUCGAUACAACGUCAGGUUGCCUCGUGAACGAGCAUUUGGGCUACGGGCGCACAGGCUGGGCGUUCUGGUGGAAAGACUCCAAAUUCUGCAACCUCCUCAUGGACGGGAUCUAUAGUCCCCACGUCUAUCGAUUGUUCGACAGCCACGGCCGACGGAAGCCAUGGGCCGGCGCAAAAGAUGCAAUCAUCAGUGUCAAUGAGGAGACAGAAAAAAGACGGCAAGAGAGUAUACAGCGCAAAGGGGGUGCAUGAUAUAGAGAGCGUCAUCCAACUUAUAUUAGACGGGCUGCGACUAGUCAUUUCCAAAGUGUUCUUCGAAGCAAGGAUUCAAAAAUUUUCCUUCCUUCGGCUUUCUAGUAGGACUUCUCAAAGUUUUAGCCUCUUUAAAGGAAUCAAUGCCUAUCGAUAUCUAUCUUG
Messenger RNA from Cladophialophora immunda, 1930 nucleotides. RefSeq lists its product as uncharacterized. The transcript is spliced from 6 exons. Gene Ontology annotation, molecular function: N,N-dimethylaniline monooxygenase activity; flavin adenine dinucleotide binding; NADP binding. The record is from RefSeq and is a predicted model, not a curated record. Bases 50 to 1765 code for a protein of 571 amino acids. Lineage: Eukaryota; Fungi; Ascomycota; Eurotiomycetes; Chaetothyriales; Herpotrichiellaceae.